CCCGAACAAGAGCAGUAGCCCGGUUUCUUUUUUUGGCUGUCCCUCCUUUCUCUUCGCAUCGCUUGGUAGUGGAGUCUUUAUUUUGAAUAUCAUUCUUAGUGAUAUUACUCCCAAUCAACCUGGCCAUGGCUUCCCCCCGACUCUUCCGACCAGCAGCCCGCCUGCUUUCUUCGCGCCUAUCCGCGACGGCCGCCCGUCCUGCAUUCCCUCAGAUUGCCUGCACACCCUCUAUUCUUCGCUUCCGUGGCUAUGGCACAGAGACUGGAACCAAGGAUGUCACCGUACGCGAUGCUUUGAACGAGGCUCUCGCAGAAGAACUGGAGCGCAACCAAAAGACAUUUAUCUUGGGUGAGGAGGUUGCACAGUAUAACGGAGCUUACAAAGUUACCAGAGGCCUUCUGGACCGCUUCGGCCCCAAGCGGGUCAUUGAUACACCCAUUACGGAGGCAGGCUUUUGCGGUCUUGCAGUCGGAGCUGCUCUAGCUGGAUUGCACCCCAUUUGUGAAUUCAUGACCUUCAACUUUGCGAUGCAGGCCAUUGACCAGAUUAUCAACUCCGCCGCUAAAACACACUACAUGUCCGGUGGUAUUCAGCCUUGCAACAUUACCUUCCGUGGUCCUAACGGUUUUGCCGCCGGUGUCGCGGCACAGCACUCCCAGGACUACUCCGCUUGGUAUGGCAGCAUUCCUGGGUUGAAGGUUGUGGCUCCUUGGAGCGCUGAGGAUGCCAAGGGAUUGUUGAAGGCCGCUAUUCGCGACCCCAACCCUGUCUGUGUCCUGGAGAAUGAGCUGCUCUACGGCCAAUCCUUCCCCAUGUCCGAGGCUGCGCAGAAGGACGACUUUGUCCUUCCAAUUGGUAAGGCUAAGAUCGAGCGUCCGGGCAAGGACUUGACUAUCGUUUCCCUCUCGCGCUGUGUUGGACAGUCUCUCUCUGCUGCUGCUGAGCUGAAGCAGAAGUACGGCGUUGAAGCUGAGGUGGUCAACCUUCGUUCCGUCAAGCCUCUGGAUGUUGAGACGAUCAUCCAGUCUCUUAAGAAGACUGGUCGCCUAAUGUGCGUUGAAUCCGGGUUCCCCAUGUUCGGUGUUAGCUCCGAAAUUCUUGCUCUGUCCAUGGAGUAUGGCUUCGACUACCUGACAGCCCCUGCCCUCCGUGUCACUGGUGCUGAGGUGCCUACUCCUUACGCCGUCGGAUUGGAGACAAUGAGCUUCCCCCAGGAAGAUACCAUCGUUGGUCAGGCUGCCAAGCUCCUGCGAUUGUAAAUUCUCCAUUCGUGAGGUUUUGAAUGGGAUGGAGGGGUUUGCAGCGUAAUGCAUUGUUACGUUGCAUGUCGUGGUUGCGGUUUUCUUUCCUAGCUUGAAUAGGUUUAUGAUUUCUGUACUAUUAUCUUGAGCAUCGUUUUUAGACCAAAAUUCAGAGCAUACUAUUACAGCAAACCCUAGGCGAAUUUCUUCAUGAGCCACAACCGUAUAUUAGCUGCUAUGGUAGAGAUAAACGAUAAGAGGUUGAUGCAUCCAAUU
This is a messenger RNA of Aspergillus versicolor CBS 583.65, 1517 nucleotides long. Its product is annotated as pyruvate dehydrogenase (acetyl-transferring) subunit E1 beta. Gene Ontology annotation, biological process: pyruvate decarboxylation to acetyl-CoA. NCBI's taxonomy places the organism in Eukaryota, Fungi, Ascomycota, Eurotiomycetes, Eurotiales, Aspergillaceae. The transcript has 4 exons. The coding region runs from base 126 to 1259 and encodes 377 amino acids. Gene Ontology annotation, molecular function: pyruvate dehydrogenase (acetyl-transferring) activity. The record is from RefSeq and is a predicted model, not a curated record.